Molecule: messenger RNA, 747 nt
Organism: Periconia digitata
Lineage: Eukaryota; Fungi; Ascomycota; Dothideomycetes; Pleosporales; Periconiaceae
Source: the annotation of a GenBank genome assembly
UACGAUAUUCUUAGGUCCCUUAGAGCAAAGAGGUGGCCUAUAUAUGUCCACAGGUUUCGCCAGAGUUCGGGGCGGCCACACGAAUCGAGCAAGUUGCCACUUCAAUCAAUCGCAAAAAUAGCAACAACAUCCCAGCGAGGCAUAUCGCCUUCAAACUCCAAGAACAUGUUAACUUCACACAUCAUCACUUUCGUCGUUCCCUUCCUCAUUCAAGCGUCGCCAGCUCUACCACAAGCCACUCCUGUGCUAACGUCCAUACCAGCGGAUAACUGGGCCUCCAAAGUCUCCGCGCUUCGCACUUACAUCCUCUCCCAACCACCAUCCCUCACAAAUGCUGGCUUUUCGAAAGGUCCAACUUACCAGCUUACCUUCUCCGAUGGAGACUGCCACCAGAUACGGCUUUACAAUUGGGACUGCAGCAAGUCCAUCCCUUACUCGAUGCGCGGCAUCGCGAACUGGAUAGAUGACUCCGAUUUCGCGUCCUACAAUCUCACACGCUUCGAGGAUUGGCGAUUCUUCGUUUACGGGUGGUAUAGAGAUCCAGAUGAUGGUUUUGCAUUCUACGAUGUCGCGAGGAUGACCUGGGGCCCAUGUGGGAAUAGGGGUCCGCAAAGUGCAUGCGGGCAUGUCUAUUGUACGGACAAGAAUGGAGUGGCUGUCGGCGGGCCAGGAACUGUGCCGGAGGGGGAAAAUCCGUGGUUAGAUCCAAACGAGCGGGAUAGAACCUGUGAAUGGCUGAAAGAAUAG